CAGGUUCAACAACAAGAACAAACAACUUCAAAGACAAAGAGAAUAAGGAAUAGGGGAGUAUUCCACUUUAAGCAUUAUCCUAUAUAUCAGGAACAUUGUGGACAAAAGGUUGGCACUGAUGCUUUAUUGAUUGCUGGCUAUACUUCUAUUGCCAGGUUCCAACCUAAACAAUCUUUAGACAUUGGAACAGGAAGUGGAGUGUUAAGCAUUAUGUUGGCACAGAGAUUCAAUCGAUCUGUUGUGCACUCAAUUGAUAUUGAUGAGACAGCGAUUAAGCAAGCGAGCAUUAAUAUUGAUUCAAUUUAUAAUAGUGGACAGGCUUGGGCCAGGAACAUAUUCGUCUUCCACACGCCCAUUCAAUUGUUUGCACCGGCAACACAAGUGACUGCCACACUGGAGAAGAACUCGAUGGAUUGUAAUAGGGAGCUUGUUGAAUCUCAUAUGCGACCGAGCGAUGGUCUCUACGACCUGAUCAUCAGCGCACCACCCUACUUCCCAUCCGAUGUCAAGCUGGACCAGUUUGUCUCGGCCAUGCCAGACAACAGACGUAUUGCCAGACAUACCCACACAUUAACGAUGGAGGAGUUGGUUGUCAAUGUGCUCCGACUGCUCAGGCCAGGCACUGGACGCUUCACAACCAUCGUCUCAUUGCCACAACCGGACGAUGAUCUAAUUAUUGCGGCGAACAAUCAUGGAAUGGUCAUGUUGGAGCAGGUCGAUGUCACUGAUUGUCCAGGUUCAAAGAUUGUUAGAAGGAUGUACACGUUUAGAGCACCAGAAGAGACAGCCACUGCCAAUGAGACAAUCAAACAGACAUUUGCAAUUUAUGAGACAUCGAUGAAGGAGUCCAAGCAGACCAACCACAGGAAACACAGCAAUCAGUACAAGUGGAUGUUGAAUGACUUUUGUGAUCACUUCCAGAAGGAGGUACAAUACGAACAGGAUGUAUCCGGUACAAUAAACUCAUCAUCC
Acytostelium subglobosum LB1 is the source of this 972-nucleotide messenger RNA. RefSeq lists its product as hypothetical. The record is from RefSeq and is a predicted model, not a curated record. The transcript has 2 exons. The annotation marks the transcript as partial. Lineage: Eukaryota; Evosea; Eumycetozoa; Acytosteliales; Acytosteliaceae.